AGGAGUGCUAAAAUCAACAUUGUUUUGACAUUUCGCUAUUUUUCUGGAAAAGUUUCUUCCUCAUUUUCUUUUUCUGAAAUACUAUCAUCAGGAGAAUGCCCGAGAAGACAAGACAUGCCGCAGACUCGCGGAGGGAUGAUGGAGUUGAGUUGGAAACCCAGCUGAUUCUCCGGAUCCCCGAGGAACCAGCUAAAGCUCUCAAGGAAGCAAUCCAGCAAGGAGCCAAUAAUCUCAAGGAUCGCCUAAAUAUUCGCCUUGAGAAUGACAUUCGUUACGGGGAGGUGCGCUUCGACAAUUGGUACAUGUAUGCCAAGGUGGUGGACUUGCCAACAAUUAUUGAAUCCCUCAAGACAAUUGACAACAAGAGCUUCUACAAGACGGCUGAUAUAUGCCAGAUGAUGAUAUGCAAAUUUGAACCGGAACUCCCAACUCCAGUUGAGGAGGAAUCACCUAAUAAGAACAAAAAGAAGGAUCCAAAUAAGGUGGAUAAGAAGUUUCUCUGGCCACACGGGAUAACGCCUCCUUGCAAGAAUAUUCGCAAGAGGCGAUUCCGCAAAACGCUCAAAAAGAAGUACGUUGAGGCCCCGGAGAUUGAGAAGGAGGUGAAGAGACUUCUGCGUGUGGAUAAUGAUGCUGUGAGUGUAAAGUGGGAAAUUAUCAAUGAGGAGGAAGAAAGGAAACCCGGGGAGAAGGCGUCUGGAAGUAAGGCAGGAGGCAGAGAGGGUAAAUUGAAAGCCGGGCAGAAGAGUGUUCGUGAUGCCGAAGGGAUUAGUGGCUCACAGAGUCUGGAUGUUGGGGAGCACGAUAUCUUUGGGGGUGAAGUCUCCUCGUCUGAGGAUGAAGAAACAAAUAUCAAUGUGCUGGAUUUGGAUGAGAAUAGCCGUCUCUCAGCUGAUGAUAGUCGUCUUUCAGACUCAAAUUCCAUGCAUUUGGAUCAAGAAUUGAGUCGUGGGGAAUUCACCAGCCCACGCAAGGCGUCCGGGAAUGGGGGAAUCGAUCAAGCUGGCCCAUCUGGAACGUCUGGGCAUCGCCGUGAUUUUUACGAUGAUCGGCACGAUUCUGAUAAUGAUGGGGACUACCGGGAUAACAGUCAUGCCCGGAUUAGUGAGUUACGUCAGCAGUUGGAUGAGUUGCGUUUGCAGCGUAUGCAGAAAGAGCAGGAAAUUGCUUCAAUUGAGAAUCAAACCCUUCGUCAGCGUAUGCAGGAUACCCUCGACAGUAUUCUGCGGCAAAUUCAAAACAAGGAGAUGGAAUUGCAGGAUCUCGAGGGGAUUGGAAUGCCCUGAGCGACCUCCAGAAAUAUAGAUAUAUGCUUAUAAAUGAGAAACCUUUCAUUUUUUUGAAAUAAAUCACAGAACUUCAA
Lutzomyia longipalpis is the source of this 1363-nucleotide messenger RNA. It is a transcript of the gene Taf7, whose product is annotated as transcription initiation factor TFIID subunit 7. Gene Ontology annotation, molecular function: RNA polymerase II general transcription initiation factor activity. NCBI's taxonomy places the organism in Eukaryota, Metazoa, Arthropoda, Insecta, Diptera, Psychodidae. Bases 96 to 1286 code for a protein of 396 amino acids. Gene Ontology annotation, cellular component: transcription factor TFIID complex. The transcript has 2 exons. The record is from RefSeq and is a predicted model, not a curated record. Gene Ontology annotation, biological process: RNA polymerase II preinitiation complex assembly; transcription initiation at RNA polymerase II promoter.